Molecule: messenger RNA, 3298 nt
Organism: Trichobilharzia regenti
Lineage: Eukaryota; Metazoa; Platyhelminthes; Trematoda; Strigeidida; Schistosomatidae
Source: the annotation of a GenBank genome assembly
CUCUAACUAUGGCGUGUUUUUAAAUUAUUUUUCGUAAAGUUCGCUAAGAUGUCAAAAGAUGAUGAUGAUGAUAACACCGAUAUCGAAUUACUACAUUCAAAGUAUUCAGUAACACGUGAAGUAUAUACUGUGAACAAGUUUUCAGAAGAGUAUCAUCGAUCAACUGAAGUGCGCAAACCCCUAUCUCUCUCUGCAAUCCUAAGAAGUUGUACAUGCUUGAGAUUUCUUAGUGUUUUAUCCUAUAUAUUUCCAUUUUAUUCUGUAUUGGCAUCAUUUUAUACAUUCCAAUCAUUUCUAUCAGAUGUAGUUGCUGGGAUAACAAUGUCAAUAGUUCAUGUACCACAAGGCAUGGCAUAUGGACUUUUAGCUGGAGCUAAACCUAUAAAUGGAUUGUAUACCUCAUUUUUUCCCUCAUUGGUAUAUUUUUUCUUUAGUACAUCACGCCAUGUAUCAGUAGGUACUUUUGCUGUUGUUGCCCUAUUGACGUCUGAUCCUGUUGACAGACUAGUCUCAAAAUUCGAUGCAAACAAUCGUUCUUUAGAAAAAUAUCAAGUUUUCAAUGAAACUCAGUUAGAUGAUUUUCGUGUUAAGAUUGUUGUGACUGUUUGUAUUCUAGGCGGAAUAUUUCAAUUCUUGUUAGGUAUAUUACGUUUGGGCAUGCUGGUUGUAUAUAUGUCAGCACCACUGUUAGGUGGUUUCACAUGUGCAUCUGCUGUCCACGUUUUCGCUAGUCAGCUGAAUGGAUUAUUUGGUAUACGUUUAAAUCGUGCUACAGGACCAGGUCGUAUUUUCUUUAUAAUAAUCAACUUUGUCAAAGUGGUCAGCAAAACUAAUUUAACCACACUAUUAAUGUCUUGUAUAUGUAUUAUAACUAUUUGGAUAUUCAGACAUUUUAUCAAUCCUAGAGUUACUGCGAAAAUACGCUUUGCAAUACCAAUUGAAUUAAUUGUGCUUGCUGUUUGUACUAUUAUAUCAGAGUUUUGUUCAUUAAAUGAAAAAUAUGGUGUCGCUAUUGUUGGUAAAAUUCCAGUUGGUCUACCAUCGCCAAUUGUACCUGAAGUCAAAUUGAUACCAGAAGUUUUAAUGGAUUCAGUGAUUAUUUCUUUUGUUGCAUUAGCGACAACAAUUUCAUUGGUGAAAUUAUACGCUACAAAAGAGGGUUAUGAUGUUGGCUAUACUCAGGAGUUGAAUGCUCUGGGAAUGGCCAAUAUAAUAUCUGGAUUCUUUCGGUGUCAACCAGCCUCUGGUGCUUUAGCUCGUUCCUCAGUUGCUUAUGGCGUUGGAAUGUGCUCCCAGGUUGCUUGUCUGAUAUCCUGUUCUAUUAUAUUACUUGUGGUUACUUUUGUUGGACAAUUUUUACAAAGUGUACCAAUGUGUACUUUGUCAUCGAUUAUUGUCGUCUCCCUUGAAACUAUAAUUCUACAAAUUUUAGACUUACCAAAGUUAUAUCGUGUUUCAGUAUAUGAUAUGCUUAUAUGGCUUGUAACAUUUCUAGCCACAACGUGUAUUGAUGUCCCGAUUGGUCUAGUCACAGGAUUAGGCUUUUCACUAUUAACAGUAUUGUAUCGUACACAGUCAUCAUAUUACUAUGAACUUGGUCAAAUUCCCGGUACAAAUAUUUAUGUGGAUGUGAAAAAAUAUGAUGAAGCUAUAAAACUUCCUCAUAUUAUUAUAUUAAAAUAUGGUGGACCGUUGUAUUAUGCCAAUGCUGAAUCAUUUCAAAAUUGGUUAAAUAAGACAACACAAAUGGAUCCACACAAAUUGAUAAAACAACAUCAACGUAGAGAAAAACAACAAAAAGAACAACUACAAAAGAAGAAGGGCGAGGAGGAGCAUAAGCAACAAUCGAAUGGAGAAGGUGAUGAUGAUGAUGGCAAUGAAGUACACCCUUCAAAUAGAAAAAAUUCGUUCACAUGUGGAAAUUUAUGUGCAUGGAUGAAAUGUAUAAAGAAGAAGAAGACUACCGCUGAUUCACAAUUUAAUGCUUUAACAAUAAAUAAUAAUGAUGAUGUUCAACCCAAUAUUACUGAACAAUUGAAAUUUAUUAUCUUAGAUAUAUCCUCUUGGACAUAUUCAGAUGUUGUUGGUAUGCGAACUGUGACAGAUAUAGUGAAAUGUUACGGUGAAUUAGGCAUUCGUAUUCUCUUCACUGCAUGUGAUCCACAAAUAAAGUCAGUUCUAGCCAGUGGUGGCAGUUUAACAUCAUCACAAAUUGACCAUAUGUCAUUUAUUAGUAUUCAUGAUGCUGUUAUCUAUUGCCAGAGUUCACUUUCUAGCAAUGAUUUGUGUAAAAAUACAUCUUCCAGUAAUAUGAAUAAUGCAUUGAAAAAUGAAUAUAUUGUAAAAGAAGACAGAUUAAAAUUAUCGAGAAGUAAAGAACUGCUUACUGUAACAUAUUGUGAUCCUGUGGUCAUUGAAGAUACCUACUUGGAGGAUGCACUGAUCAAGACAACGAAAUUAUAAUGGAGCUAUGAUGCCUUUAAUAACAUCCCCUUAAUGAUGAUUAUGUUGCGGAAAAAAAUUCUUCAUCUAUUUCGCAUUAUGUUUAAAUUUCAAUAAAUUAUCCAUUUUGAGAUUAAUUGGUACAAACAAAAACACAAAGUUAAAAACACAAUCAGUUAAACAAAUUGAACCGGAUCAGUAACCUCUCUCUCUCUCUCUCUGUAUGAGUAUGCGUGCGUUUGUGUGUGUGUGUGUCAGAUUUUGAUUUUGAACCCUAUUUUCCACACGCUAUCAACGACUGUGUGUGUGUGUGUGUGGUGUAUUAUCAGCUUUAUUUUCUGCUCAGAUCAAAUUUACAACUUGAUAGAUAAUUUGUGUAAAUUUAUUAUUAUUUUUUUCAUGUCAAUAAAGGAUAUUAGAAAAAGAUUGAGUUAUUGAGGAGGGUAUUCACUGUCUCGGCUCUUCAUACCAUCAUCACUUUCUAGUCUCUGCUCUGUAGUUUGUUUGUCUGUUUUUGUGUGUGUGUCUUUUUUUCACAUUUAGUAGUGUUACUGGUGCUCAAAUGCUCAAUGAUCUUUGAAUUGAAUGUAUAUAACAACGAUAUUUUCUUUUGAUAAAAAUGGAAUCCUUCAUUUGAAGAGAAAUUUAACAGAUUUACAAACAGAUUUACUAAAUAAACAUGCAAUAUACUUGUAGUUUUUUUUGUGUGUAGUUAGUUAUAUUUCAAUUCUAUUUUAUUUGAUUUGAUUACUGCUAAUCAUAAAUAACCUACUUUUGAAAUUUGUGUUUGUUUAUUUUAAAUUUAAAAAAUAUACAUAUUGGAAGAGAGGAAAAAAACAACAAAGAAAUUUAUUGU